Messenger RNA from Telopea speciosissima, 330 nucleotides. RefSeq lists its product as uncharacterized. Bases 121 to 327 code for a protein of 68 amino acids. The record is from RefSeq and is a predicted model, not a curated record. The transcript has a single exon. Lineage: Eukaryota; Viridiplantae; Streptophyta; Magnoliopsida; Proteales; Proteaceae.
UAAUUCUCUCGUCUACAGAGGAAGUAAAAGGAGAAGAAAUCCAUCCUCCUUCAGUUGUUUCCUCACUUGGCCAAGAACUGUAGCUGGGUACUAGUAUUUACUAAGCAAAGUGUAAGUAGAAUGAAAGAUUGGGCAGCUCUGAUAAUAGCAGUUGCACUAUUUGCGUUUCUCACACCAGGAGUGAUCUUCCAAAUGCCUGGGAAGCAUCGUCCCAUUGAUUUCUUGAAUAUGAAGACUAGCCCUGUCUCCAUUUUAGUACACGCCACCAUCUACGGUUUGCUCCUUAUGCUGUUCCUUGUUAUUCUUCGUGUACAUCUCUAUGCCUAAUUU